AUGUAUUAAUAAGGUUUUUUUAAUUAAAUCCAAAUUUUCUAUUUGUAGACUAUUUAUUUGAUCAAAAAAAUAUAAAAAAUAUUAAUAAAAAAUCAUUAUGUUCCAAUAUUAUAACUUACUAUUUAUGGUGGAGGGAGUAGUUUUUUAAGAGAUUUUGAAGUAAAUAAUGUUUUAGAAUUAAAUGAAGGUUGUUUAGAAUAAAUAGAUGAUAAAUGUCUGAUUUGUCAAGAAGGUUGGAUUUAAGAUGAACUUCUAGAAAAUUGUAAUCCAAUUUGUGGAGAUGGAAUCAUUUAAGGUUAAGAAUAAUGUGAUAAUCUAAUAACUAAUCAUUCUUGCUAUCAAUGCAAAUAUUCUUGUUUUGAAAAUUGUUAAAUUUGUUAAUUUGGAAUUUAUUUACAAUGUAUUGACGGAUUUGUAAUUAAUUCCAAUUUUAAUUGUGAUCCUUUAUGCGGAGACGGUAAUUUGACCCCAUAUUCAUUUGAAUAAUGCGAAUUGGCUGUUAAUGGUGUGUAGGAUGGUUGUUAGGAUUGCAAAUUUAUUUCAAUCGCUAAUUGUAAAAUUACCUAUUUUUCAAUUUGCAUAGAAUGUGAAAUAGGAUUUUAAUUGUUAGAGAAUGCCUGCUUUCCUUAUUGUGGAGAUAAAUUAGUUCUCUAAUAAUAUGAGGAUUGCGAUGAUGGAAAUUUUGAACCUUAUGAUGGUUGUUAUUAAUGUAAGUUUUAAUGCAUAGAAAAUUGCAACUUAUGUGAUCAAGGAUAAUGCUUUUUAAAAUGUGAGGAUGGAUAUAAGUUUGCUAAUAACAAUUGUCAAUCUGUUUGUGGUGAUUAAAUUGUUACAAAGGAAGAAGAUUGUGAUGAUGGUAAUACUAUAAAAUUUGAUGGUUGUUUUCAAUGUAAGUAUUCUUGUCCACUAAAUUGUUCUGAUUGCUAUCAAGGUACAUGUUUGUAGUGCAAUUAUCAAUACUAAUUACUAAUUUCUAAUUAAUGUAAAUAAUAAUUAAAUUGUGGGGAUGGAUUGGUUUAGGAAUAGGAGGAAUGUGAUGAUGGUAAUUAACAUGCAGCCGAUGGAUGCUAGGAUUGUUUAUUUGAAUAAAAUUGGGUUUGUAUCACAACGGCAAAAGAGUCUCCUAGCUAAUGCUCAUUCGUUAAAGCUCCAAGUUUAGUUAUUAAUUAUCUCAAUAUAACUUAAAAUAAAUAAUAUAUAAGCAUCUAAUUUAAUUAUUAACCACUAUCAGAAACUUUAAAUUUUGAAUUAUCAGAUCUCAACAGGAAGUACUGGAAUAGCAGCUUAAAUAUAAUUUCGGAUGUUGGAUCAUAUUUGAGUUUUGGUGAAUAUAUUAUCGAAAUAGAAGUCUUCUAAUUACUAAAAUUUAGACCUCUCUUGAAAAUUUCAGUAAAUCAGAAAGUUGCUAAUAUAGAUAAUGCUAUUUUGAUAGAUUUUGAAAAAUAAAUAACAUUACAAUAUCCAAAUUAUCUCGAUGAAACACAGAAGGAUUAUUCUUAAAAUUUAUCAGGAAUUACUAUUAUCAGUCUUUUACUAGGAAGUAGCGAUUUAUUCGUAGAGAUUUUAGCAAUCCUUUAAUUUUAACAAUACUUAAGAUAUAUCAAUUUAGAAUUUCCUGAAAAUCUAGUUAUUUAUUUUUCUAUAUAUGAUAUGAUAACUGUUCAACCUCUAUUGGACGUUUUGUAAUUUCCACAAUUAUCACAGUUUAUUGAUAUUUAGUCAAAUUAGGUUUAUUAAGAUGGGAAGUUUCAUGAUUACAAAUAAAAUUCAAGCUUGAUUAUCAAUCUUUAGUGUCAAAUAUUUUAAUUCUUAAUAUUUUUAUUCCUUAUUUUGCUGUUGCAAUGGAUUAAAAGAGUUGGAUAUAAAUGGAUAUUUUGUUCUAGAUGCAAUUAAUAUAUGUUAUCACUAUCAUUCUAUAUAAAUCGAAAAAUUAUUUUGAAAAUAAGUUCAUACUUUUAUAACAUUUACCUGGAUUUACUUAAAUUAGAGAAAUUUAUGUCUUUUGAAGGAUUGUAAAAAGCAUUACUCCUCAAUGGUUGGGAUAUGAUAUUUAAAACAAUUUUAUAUACACGAAACAUCUAAACAAAAAAUUACUUAGAUAUCAUACAACUCUUUUUGGUAAGUAUUAUACUUCUUCUUUAUUUUAUCAUAUUACUAAAUUUUUUCAAAUGCCAUUAACGAUUGAACAAAAAUAAAAGGUUCGCAAUUCUUAGUUUUGGGAGAUAAUUUUUCUUUUUAAUAAUCUUGAUUUAUGUUUAACAUUCGCAGACACUGUAAGUAGGGUUGAUACUUUUAACAAGCUUAAUAUAAACAACUUUCCUUUACAAAUAUCGGUUUUAUUUUAAUUAAAAGAACUACAUCGUUUAGAUGUCAGUUGAGAUAUCAGUAAUCACUUUUAUGCUUGGUUCGUUUUUAUACAUAUAAGAGUUUAAUGAAUAAUUUAAUCAAGAGAAAAAAAUUGUACUGGGAUGGAUUUAAUCAAUCUUGCUAUCUACAGGCAUAAUACUAGAGUUAAUUUUUACCUGUUAAAGAUCAUUAUUGAAAUAUAAAUUGAUGUGCAGAAGAAAGCAAUUAGUAGAUAAAAACAAUCCAAUAUUUAUUUGA
This is a messenger RNA of Paramecium tetraurelia, 2604 nucleotides long. RefSeq lists its product as uncharacterized. The record is from RefSeq and is a predicted model, not a curated record. The transcript is spliced from 5 exons. Lineage: Eukaryota; Ciliophora; Oligohymenophorea; Peniculida; Parameciidae.